Eurytemora carolleeae is the source of this 1349-nucleotide messenger RNA. RefSeq lists its product as uncharacterized. The transcript is spliced from 2 exons. The record is from RefSeq and is a predicted model, not a curated record. NCBI's taxonomy places the organism in Eukaryota, Metazoa, Arthropoda, Copepoda, Calanoida, Temoridae. Bases 444 to 905 code for a protein of 153 amino acids.
CAGCCUUGCUAUUUAAACCUACUAUUGGAGUUCAAUGGCUGCCAGAUGAUGUAAAGUUCAGUAGAACUUUUUCUCCGCUACUAAUUGAGGACAUCCCUUCUACUACAUCCUCAACAGCCAACAUAAAGAACUCCAGAUCUUCAGAGUUCUACUCCAACCUCGACAUUAAGAACUCCAGAUGUUCAGAGUUCUACUACAACCUCAACAGUCAACAUAGAGUACUCUAGAUCUCUAGAGUUUUACUCCAACCUCAACAUAAGGAACUCCAGUCCUCCAAAGUUCUACUCCAAUUCAACAUAAAGAACUCCAGACCUCCAGAGUUCUGCUCCAACCUUAACAAAAAGAACUCUAGAUCUCCAGAGUUUCACUCCAACCACAACAUAAAGAACUUCAGAUCUCUAGAGUUUCAAUCCAACCACAACAUAAAGAACUCCAGAUCUCCCAUGUUCUACUCCAACCUCAACAUACAGAACUCCAGAUCUCUUGAGUUCUACUCCAACCUCAACAUACGGAACUUCAGACCUCCAGAGUUCUACUCCAACCUCAACAUACAGAACUCCAGAUCUCUUGAGUUCUACUCCAACCUCAACAUACAGAACUCCAGACCUCCUGAGUUCUACUUCAACCUCAACAUACAGAACUCCAGAUCUCCACAGUUCUACUCCAACGUCAACAUACAGAACCCCAGACCUCCUGAGUUCUACUCCAACCUCAACACACAGAAUUCCAGAUCUCCAGAGUUCUACUCCAACGUCAAAAUACAGAACUUCAGAUCUCUUGAGUUCUACUCCAACCUCAACAUACAGAACUCCAGACCUCCAGAGUUCUACUCCAAUGUCAAAAUACAGAACUCCAGAGCUCCAGAGUUCUGCUCCAACCUCUACAUAAAGAACUCCAGACCUUAAGAGUUUGACUCCAACCUCUACAUAAAGAACUCCAGAUCUUCAGAGUUCUGCUACAACCUCAACAUUUAGAAAUCCAGAUCUUCAGAGUUCAACUCCAACGUCAAACUCCUUAUCUCUUGAGUUCUACUCCAUCCUCAACAUACAGAACUCCAUACCUCCAGAGUUCUACUCCAACCUCAACACACAGAACUCCAGAUCUUCAUGAGUUCUUCUCCAACCUCUACAAAAAGAACUCUAGACCUUUAGAGUUCUACUCCAACAUAAAGAAGACAUUUUAGACUAGACUGGGAUUAGCUCUUCAGAUAAAGGAGUAGUGUUUGAAACCAUGCAAGAGUUCAAAUUAAAAGAAUAUUAGCUUGACUUUGCUGUGGUUCAGAAUUUGAUUUUAUUUUGAUAGAUUCGCUUUACUUUACAUUCCAUACAAUUUAAUGUUUUAUUUUAUUG